Molecule: messenger RNA, 3835 nt
Organism: Anas platyrhynchos (mallard)
Lineage: Eukaryota; Metazoa; Chordata; Aves; Anseriformes; Anatidae
Source: RefSeq, a predicted model, not a curated record
CAGGCCACCAGCCAGGAGGAGCUGUGGAAGGCGUACCUGCGGGGCCAGGGGGGGGCUCAGCACCACCAGGACGCAGCCCCCAGCGCCCCCAUCCCUCCCCAUCCCCAUCCCCACCUGUAUCUCUUGUCAUCCAGCGGGACGAAGUCCAUCAGCAGCACGUAGUCGGCCGACGGGUCCAGCCCCGACAGCUUCACCUGGAAGGUGGGGAACAUCCUCCUGCGGGGAAGGGGAGGCCGUGGGGGUGCCCCCUGCCCUGGGACCCCCCCCCACAUCCUUCCGCGGCGCAUACCUGCCCGCCUUGGUGACGAUCAUCUCGGUGCCCAGGCGGUUGAACUCCUCCCAGAGGCUGCCCAUCUCCAGCCGUGCCGCGGCGUGGCACACACGCCGGUUCUUGCCGCCGGCCCCCGGCCCCUCGCACGCCCACCCGGGGACGGUGCCCGAGGGGGGACCCUCGCCCGGCGUGGCCAGGAAGGCUGCAGGGUUGGGGGGCGAUGGGCGCUCAGAUUCCUGCGCUGCCCCUUUGGGAAAUGACCCCACGCACCCCCAGCCUCAUUCAUGGGGAGGACUGGGGGGGUCCCCGGCACGGCAUGGCUUCAUCCCCCACCCCACUGCUGCCCCACACUUAUGGGGUUUGGACCACACGUGUGUGGGGCAGCCAGCACCCUGAAUAGACCGCGUGCACCCCUCGGCUGAGCGUCGCAGGGACCCUAGCACGGCUGUGCCAUGGGUAGGCUUUACCUGUCAUGGGUGGGCAGGAUGCGGCCGCGGCUCCACCAGCUCCGGACUGCAGCCCCCCCCAGCACACCGAGGGGGUUUUAUCCCCCUGCUCGGGGGUGGAGACGAGGGGGCUGGAGCAGCAGCGGGGCCUCGGGGGCGGUGGGAGAACGGCCCCCCCCUCCCACGCUGCCUUCGCGCUUUGAUGCGGCGGUGAUGGACGAGGGACCAGCGGUGGCUUUGGGACCCUCAGCUGGGUCUGGGGGUACCCAGAGCUGGGGAAGGAGCAGGUGCAGGGAUGUGACCGGUGCUACAGAGGGGGGGGCGAGUCCCCAAAUGCCACGGGGCUGCUAACAGAGCUGCGGUGACAGUGACACCACCUUUGGGGUCAGCACCCCAGCAGCACCGGGUUUUGGGAAGCGGGGCUGGAGCAGAGCGGGGAGGGGGGGCACCACCUCUCCGAGCCCCCCCCAUCCAUCACCUCUCCUCCUGCAUCCCCUGCGGCGCCGGCUCGGCCCCAUCCGUCUCCUGCUGUCAGCCGCGGGCCGGCAUCGAGCGGGAGAUGAGGAGGUGUGAGCGGCGAUGUGACAGUGGAGGUUGGGGCUCGGCACGGCUGAGCCACGGUGUCACAGCCCCCCCCAGCCGAUUUUUCUGCUUUCCUUUGGUUUUCAGCAAAGCCUGCCCAAGAUAACCUCUCCAGUCACCAUCAGCGAGGGGAUUUGGGAUGGGGAGGGCUGGAUGCCGUGCAGCAAACCUGGCUUUUAGCAGCUGCUCCUUGGGAGAGAGGCCUCCAGGUGCCAGAAAAUGGGGUGGUUGGCUUAAAAAACCCACAAAGCUUGUGAAAGUGGCUGCUUCGGGGCGUCAGCAUCAUUCGGUUUCACUUCUCCCUUCCCAGGGCUGCAAGCCUCCUAUUUCGGGGCCAUCAAUGCAGCAAUUUUGCUGGCACUCUGGCACUCUCCCACUGCCUCCUCGUAGCCAAAUUUGCAAGCUAUUGGCCUGCAUACGAGGAGCUGGAGAUAGGUGGAGAGGUGUUUUGUUGCCUGUGCCCAGCUCCCCGUGGUGAUACCAUCAAACUGUGCACUGGUGAGGCUGUUGUGACCUUUGGGGUGUUCAAGCAGCGGACGUGGCCGGCAACGUGGUGGUCUGGGGUUUGCUCUAACAAGAGCCCGAAGCCCCCUUGAUUCUUGUCAUCUCCUCUGGGUACGCUGCUUCUCCAAGCCAAGGUGCGCAGAGAAAGGAUAAUGACCCGCUUUGGGCUUCGCCCCUCUCCUGAGCCUCCAGGAGGCUCUCAGCCCCCAAAUCCCCGGGUGACGUGGUGGUGGGGGUGUUCCCUGAUGGUAGUUAGAUAUCCAGCUGCCCUGCAGAGCCUCGGGCAGGCAUGUCUUUGUGUCCAUCCCCGAGCUCCUCGCCAGGGAAGCAGAAGGAGACACCUCCGAAAUGUGAGUGAGCCUCGUGGCACCCAUCUGGCCCAGUUUUCUCUUGCAAGAAGGAAAGAGCUCAGAGAGGGCAAGCGAUAAGGACACAGUGCAGUGGGUUUUGUGUCCCUCACCGCCAGGCACCUGCGCUGUGAGCGUCCUGUGCAUGGCUGUGGGACAGGGAGGGUGUGGGCACUGCUGGCGUGGCUCAGCUGGGCAAAGCAUCGUAUUUGAGCCGUGCUUUUGCUUUCCAUGGGAGAGAGGGGGGCAUGCUUGGGAGGUUUCCUCUGCCUGCUGGCCAGGAAGGGCUCCUGGAUGAGGACCAGAAGCUUUCCUGUAAAGAACACUCAGGGAGCUCACUCCCUAAGGCAGGGGGCAGGUCCAAAGAGUGAGGCUUUUUUUCCCCAAAAACUAUUUUCAAGGAGAGAUUGUUCAGCUUUUGGGGUUGCCUAUCUCUCUAGAAAAAUCCCAAUUUCUCUAAAAGCAGACAAGAGAACCAGGAAAAAAAAAAAAAAAAAAAAGAUAACUAAAAGAGGAAGCCAAGAGAAACCUCUGUGUCUCCAGGGCUCACAGUUAAGAAGAAAUCCCUGCAAAGAAGGAAGAGGCAGGUCUUGUCUCCAAACAGGGCCCACUGGGGAGAGGGCGUUUUGCCUGGGAGAUCCCUGCCUGUAGCAGAAGAAGCUGCCAGCAGGGAGGUCACGAUCGUGCUUCACACAGAAGCUGUGUGUCGAGCUAAUGGCAGGAUGUAACUGCACCCCGGUGACCGCGUUCAGGCUAACGGGGCUCACCGACGACCCCGGGGCUCAGGCUGCCCUCUUCCUGCUGUUUCUGCUCAUCUAUAUUGUCACCAUCCUGGCGAACCUGGGGAUGCUCGCAUUAAUCGCGGCCAGCCCACGGCUCCACACCCCCAUGUAUUAUUUCCUGGGCAAUCUGGCCUUUGUAGACCUCUGUUCUUCCACUGCGAUCACCCCCAAGCUGCUGGCUGACUUUGUGUCUGAGAAGAAGCUCGUUACUUACGCUGGGUGUGUAGCUCAGGUCUUCAUUUUCGACAUUCUGGGGGUGACUGAAUGCUUCCUGCUGGCCAUGAUGGCAUACGACCGCUAUAUGGCCAUUUGCCAUCCCCUGCUGUACUCGGUCACCAUGUCCCCGAAAUGCUGUUUCCAGCUGGUGACCUGCUCGUACCUCCUGGGGCUGACAAACGGCGUGGGGCAGACCAUUGGCAUGUUGCGUUUAUCCUUCUGCAGCUCCCGCGUCAUCGACCACUUCUUCUGUGACAUCUCCCCUCUGAUAUCACUCUCGACCUCUGACACCACCCUCAACCAAAUCAUGCUAAGGACUUUAGCAUCUCUAUUCGGCGUCUCCAGCGGCCUCGUUGUGCUGCUGUCCUACAUCGCCAUCAUCUCCACCAUCCUGAGCAUCCGCUCAGCCGAGGGCAAGUGCAAAGCCUUCUCCACCUGCGCCUCCCACCUGGCUGUUGUGAGCAUCUUCUACGGGACAGCAAUCUUUAUGUACCUAAAGGCCAGCUCCAGGGACGAUAAGCGGGCAGCAGUGCUCUACACCGUGGUGACCCCCAUGCUGAACCCCCUGAUCUACAGCCUGAGGAACCAGGAGGUGAAGGAGGCCUUGAGGAGACUCACAAAAAUGAGAAGAUCUUGUAUGUUGUACAUGUAUGGCUGAGUCGAAUAAAGAUGUGAGUGAUGUGCUCA